This is a messenger RNA of Trichosurus vulpecula (common brushtail), 4803 nucleotides long. RefSeq names its product IKAROS family zinc finger 4 (gene IKZF4). The coding region runs from base 10 to 1629 and encodes 539 amino acids. Gene Ontology annotation, biological process: regulation of transcription by RNA polymerase II. The record is from RefSeq and is a predicted model, not a curated record. NCBI's taxonomy places the organism in Eukaryota, Metazoa, Chordata, Mammalia, Diprotodontia, Phalangeridae. Gene Ontology annotation, molecular function: RNA polymerase II cis-regulatory region sequence-specific DNA binding; DNA-binding transcription factor activity. The transcript has 7 exons.
CUCUUUAAGAUGGAUAUAGAGAACUGCAAUGGCCGCUCGUAUAUGUCUGGUAGCGGGGACUCAUCUCUGGAGAAGGAGUUCAGCGGGGCCCCAGUGGGGCCCGCUGUGAGCACCCCAAAUAGCCAGCACUCUUCACCCAUCUGUUCGCUCAGUGGUAAUUCCAUCAAGGUGGAGAUGUACAGUGAUGAAGAAUCAAGCCGACUGCUGGGGCCAGAUGAUCGGCUUCUGGAAAAGGAGGACAGUGUGAUUGUAGAAGACUCAUUGUCUGAGCCCCUGGGUUAUUGUGAUGGGAGCGGCCCUGAGCCUCACUCCCCUGGCGGCAUCCGACUGCCCAAUGGCAAGCUCAAGUGUGACAUCUGUGGUAUGGUCUGCAUCGGGCCCAAUGUGCUUAUGGUACAUAAGCGCAGUCACACGGGUGAGAGGCCCUUCCACUGCAACCAGUGUGGUGCCUCAUUCACCCAGAAGGGGAACCUGCUGCGUCACAUCAAGCUGCACUCAGGGGAGAAGCCCUUCAAAUGCCCCUUCUGCAACUAUGCCUGCCGCCGGCGAGACGCUCUCACUGGCCACCUCCGCACCCACUCCGUCUCCUCCCCGACGGUGGGCAAGCCAUACAAGUGCAACUACUGUGGCCGGAGCUACAAGCAGCAGAGUACACUGGAGGAACACAAGGAACGCUGUCAUAACUACCUGCAGUCUCUCAGCACUGAAGCCCAGGCCCUGACUGGAGCACCAGGUGAUGACAUGCGUGACCUAGAGAUGGUGCCAGAUUCCAUGCUACUACACUCAUCUUCUGAGCGGCCAACUUUUAUUGACCGUCUGGCCAACAGCCUCACCAAACGCAAGCGCUCUACUCCCCAGAAGUUUGUGGGUGAGAAGCAGAUGCGCUUUAGCCUCUCCGAUCUCCCCUUUGACAUGAAUUCAAGUGGCUAUGAGAAGGAUGUGGAGCUGGUUGCACACCACGGUUUGGAGCCUGGCUUUGGCUCACUAGCCUUUGUUGGUGCAGAGCACCUGCGCCCACUUCGCCUUCCACCUGCCAAUUGCAUCUCAGAGCUCACACCUGUCAUAAGUUCUGUCUACACCCAGAUGCAGCCACUCCCUGGCCGACUGGAGCUGUCUGGAACCCGGGAAGCCAGUGAGGGGCAUGAGGACCUGGCUGAUGGGGGCCCCCUACUCUACCGGGCUCGGGGUCCCCUGGCCGACCCUGGGGUCUCCCCCAGCAAUGGCUGCCAGGACUCCACAGACACAGAGAGCAACCAUGAGGAGCGAGGUGGGGGGGUUGUGACCACCCCUCAGUGUCCCUCAAAUCAGCAAGCCCCUGCUCUGGUUGUGGGGAGCCGGCCCAGCCCUGCCUACGCCAAAGAGGACCCCAAGAUGCAGGAAGGGCUUCCCCGGAGUGCUCCUGGCCCUGCCAAGGAUGUGCUGCGUGUGGUGGGUGAGGACGGAGAGCCAGUGAAGGCCUUCAAAUGUGAGCACUGCCGAAUCCUCUUCCUGGACCAUGUCAUGUUCACCAUCCAUAUGGGCUGCCAUGGCUUCAGGGACCCUUUUGAGUGCAACAUCUGUGGCUACCACAGCCAGGACCGGUACGAGUUCUCCUCCCACAUUGUCCGAGGGGAACACAAGGUGGGCUAGUGAUCUUUGGCCUCCCCUCCAACCCAGCCCUUCCUGUCUUCUCCCCCUAUCUUCAGAGGUGCCCAGCCCUCCCAUCCACCCCUGCCACCACUGUCCACUUUUCUACCUGAAUAAGUUUUGCUUUUGUAGCCUGUCACACAGACAUAAUCUCUGGCUGCCUGACUUCACACUUGACUCCUCACCAUUUCUGCCCUCUCCUUUCUGCAAGUUGCCAAGCUGAUUUAUUUAAGCAUUGUGAUGAAACAGGUCUUUUGUUUUGAUUCUUCCUUUUUUUCAACCCCUAUGCCUCCCCAAAUUCACACUAAGUUUAGUAAGAUUAUUAGAUGGAGGGUUUUUGCCCUCUACAGGAAAAAGUCUGUCAGAUACCUGCCAUUCUUCACCUUCAUUCUCUUCUCCUGUCCAAGCCUAAUUUCCCUUUCUAUUCUUGCUUCCUCCACAUCCCUAGGACAGUGGGGUGGGAAGCUCUCUGGAGUUUGGAGGGGCAUUGGCCUACUGCUGUCCCUGAUCCUCACCCUUCACUUACACUGCCAGAUUCCUCAGUUCCGGUGCCGGUGCCUCCUGGCCCCACCAUAGCUCUGUGGCAUUAUAUCUCCUCUCUGGGACACCCUUACCCUGGCACUCCAUACCUCUCUGCCCUCUCACCUUGGGCAGCUUGCACUGUUCUUGAAUGAAUGAAUGAAUGAAGGAUAUCCCCCAUUUAGGGGGAGGAGAGGGUUGAAAAAAUUCACUCCAGGGCACUGUGAGGCUCAGAAUCCUCUCACUCGUUCCCCUAAUAAUAUGAAUACUCUGAAGCCUGCAUUUGCACUCUGGGUCUCCCACUAGGAUGUGAUAUCCUCUCCCUUCAACCUCACAGGGGCUGUUCUGGUCCUCCAACCAGUCUGUGUGCUCAGUGGUGACUUCCCUCCACUUGGGGCACCCCAAUUUGAUAUCCUCAGGGGUGAAAGCUGGGUUUGCACCUUUUUCUGUCUCUGAAGCAUUGGGAGUAAAAGAUCCUCACCAAAUUGGAAAUAGAGGACAAGGAGAAGACAAGAUUCUUCUCUUCCUUUAAUGCUUCUUCAAUUGACUCCCUCACCCCAGAAACCUCUCUAGGCACUCAGGGGCUUUCCCACCAUACAAAAAACCAGUUAAGUCUAUUGCUGCCUGAAGACAAGGAGGAGACCCAGCCCUUCAGUCUUACUGCCUUCACCCUCCCCAGCAGGGAUUACCAUCCCAUUCUUGAGCUCUGAGGCUCCAUCCUCAGAGUCAGCAGUCAUAAGAAAGGGAUGUUUCUUUCCUCACUUUUAAUUAUUUCAAUAUAACCAAAAAUGAUUGCAGGGUGGGCAUGUGCCCCUGCCCCUACCCUACCCCUGCCCCAGGGAGAGUGAGUCCAGCACAUCUGGACUGAGGGCAUCCUUCACUGCCCCCUUCAUGCCUGGUGCCAAGGAAGCAGGGAAGGGGGGAUUCAUUUCCCUCCUGGUUCCUGAAGCAUGCUUGGCUGUUCUUGUUGGUCUGGGAGGGAGGCAGAGGCCCCUGGGAAGGGGAAGCAUCUCUAUACACAUGGAGUCCCAGCCCAGGGCCACAGCCACCCGGCUCUCUUGCUUCCUUGAGGUUCAAACCAAAGGCUGUUUUUUUUCUAUGUUAAAAAAAAAAACAAAAAAACAAAAACACAACCACCUCACAAGUUGCAACACUUGGUCCUUCUCUCUUUCCUCUCACCUUUCUCCUCCAACUCCCACCCUCCUCUUCCCACAACUCCUCUCCUCAUUGCCUCUUCUGCCUCUUCUCCCUUUUCUCCCUCCUCAGGGAUCUCUUAGGGGUCCCCAGGGAAGGAUGCUGCAGGGUUGGCUGGGGGACAGAACCCAGGAUUGUGGUACUUGGGCCUCUGAAAGGAGUCCGUGUCACCCCCUUGUGGGGAGGACAUCAUAAAACAAUUUUCUCCUCCUCUUCUUCCUCCUCUACUCUGAGGUUUUCUUGAUGAGACCCAGAUAGGUGUAGAGUGAAACAUCAUUGUGAUGAACCUGUCUGUUCCUCCUGGACAGUGUAGCAAUAAACAGAUGCUGCUGGGGUCAGGGAGUUGAGGGGUAGGGGAACAAAGACAGGAGUAGAGGGGAAGGAUGGAAGGGUCUGUAAAGGAAGGUUCUUUCCAGCAGGACACUGUUCUCCUACCUCCCUACUCCACUUCUACAGAGCAGAUCUGGACAGUGAGCCCCUUACUACUCCUUCCCCUUCUCAACUGGGAACUACUACAGUAUUCUGUUUGUAAUAGUGACUCCCCAUAGGGACUUUUCCCUCCAGGGAGAUCAGAGCCUUAGGGUCCUACCCACAUCCUUUCCCCAUUCUACUUUGGCAAACCUGUGAUCCCCUCACCCCCGAAAAUUCAAAACAAAACAAAAGCACGUUCUGAGGCUAUUGCUAUGCCCAGAAGAGCAGAGACUCGGGGGCUGGGAGCAAGAGAAGACUCUAGGUAGGGGAAGAAGGGGACUCCAUCACUUUCCAGAUCAUCACUGCACUUUAACCAGGGUCUUAAGUACAAAGCCCUAUUACCCCAGAGCCCCUUUGGCUCUGGGACCUCAAAUGUGCUCACCCCUCCUCCCAGCUCCUUUUGUUAAAAAAAAAAAAAAGAAAAAAGAAAAAAAAGAAAAGGAAAAAAGGAGAAAAAACAAACCCUGAAACCUAUGUGGAGGAAAGAGGUGUUUUCCUUUUCUAACAAAAUUCAAAAAUAACAACAAAACCCUUUCUAAACAGAUACUUUUCCAAACCUUUGGGUUUUUUUUUUUCCAUGUCUGUCUCCAGGCUGCGGAGGGAUUUUUGUAACACUCCUAGCAGCUUAUUUCCUUGUGUACAUAUUAUAUAUAUAUAUUUUUAAUCAGACAUUAUGAUGAACAAAAAAAAAGAAAAAAGAAAAAAAGAAGAAAGUGCAAUACCACCUUUGUCCUCUUUCUCUUUCCCAGGGUUUUCAUUUGUAUCCUAGCCUAGACUUGGUGUCUUUCUUGAUCCCUGUCCUCAUUCCUCUUCUGGGUCCCCCCCCUUUUUUUUUGAGAGUUCUUUCCCUUCUUAAGGGGAGUCAAACUUGCUUUUGAGACUUAACUGCGAAGCGUUUUGUAUCUGUAAUAUAUUGUAAGUAAAUAUUUGUGUAACGAAGAAUAUACUACUGUAAGUUUUGUACUGUACUGGCUGAAGGUCUGUUAUAAAUAA